AUGCCCCUCCUGCACUCCUUCGCAGUCCUGUCCCAAUUAUUUGUGGACAAAAAGGAAUAUUCGAAGGCGAUCCGCCUCAUCGACCAAGUGAACUCGAUCUGCUCGAUCUCGCUGCCUUUGGAGAUGGCCGUGAUUUACUCUGUGAGUUUGCUGUACACCGGCCGCACGGACGACGCGUUGGAAAUCAUCGACUCUCUCCAGAUCGCGGAGAACUUCAGCGAGGAAGUCGCCAGUGCCGCGUUCACGCUGGCUUCGGCGCUGAUCGACUGCCAUUUAAUCGAGCAGGGCGCGGUGUUGUCGGAUCUGCUGCUCACGCUUCCAUCGAAUUCGGACGCCGCGACGUUCGAGCUGGCCUAUCGCUACAGCCAGGCGCGCAACGACUCCGACCGAUGCAUCGAAUAUCUCACGAAGGCGCUGGAGUUUCUCCCGGAAGGGUCCAGCGAGAAGCGGCAGGAAUUGGCGCUGGCGCUGUCGCAGCUGUACGACGAGAAGGGAGAAUUGCUGCGUUCCGUGGAGGUCACGAACAAGUACAUCACGAAAACGCGCCAUUUUGUGGGGAAACCGAGAAACCUCGAGCCCGCGAUUCUUCUCGAUUCGCUCCACCAAGUCCCCGCCAUCGACGUGGAUCCAAACCCGAUCAACGCGGCCCGUGAAAUCGUGCGCGUCGUCGAUCCGCUUCUCCGCACCAUGUGCAUGAUCGAGGUUCCUGCGCAGUACUACGAUUCCAUUCAGCCCGCGCAGGAAAUCGUCGAACUCGCUGCCGUGCUCGAUAUCCCCGCGGUUCUCGGACAAAUCAUGCUGUUUUUCUUGGUGUGGAACUGCACGCGCGCGCACUGUUUGCUGCAGGGGCUUCACUAUGCGGCUGCCUAUCUCAAUGUGAUCCGCACGUUCGCCACGCCAGCGUUCCAAAACACGCUUUUGCUCCUCUGCAUGACGGUUUCUUCGCAGGAUCCGCGGAUUGCCGCCGAUGCGCUUCGUGGAAUCGUGGUAACCGCCGCCUCCACCGACCAGAAACUCCAAUUCUUGGUUUGCCGCGGGAAAUCGGAAAGACCGAUGGAUUCGUUGCUGAGUUCGCCUCCGCCGCCGAAUGACAAGGAUAUCCGCGAAACGUCGGUGGGUCAGCGCAUCAGUGUAACUCCCGGGUUCGAGUUCGUGGUGUGCGAGCUGUCGAUUUCGUACGUGACGUCGGUGGUUUCGCUGCUUCUCCCGCGGGUAAACUACUCGUUUUCGACGAACCUGUUUAAGCAGCUGCAGCGGCAAUCGACGCAGAAGUUGGGAUGGAAGAGAGGUGUGAAACCGUUUUUCGAGUCGCUGGAAAGCGUGCUGCUGGAGGAUCCGCUGCUUCUGCUGAGCGUUGGCGCCUCGGAGCUGACGCACAGCAAUAAUCGAUCGAACUUUGAGAAGCGCGAAACGCUUCUUCGAGCCUUUACAGAGCUGCAGAAUUAUGCGAAAAAUCGACAAAAACAAAUCGAAUCGCUCGGUGUGAAGAGCGUUUCGCAAUAUCCGCAGAGUCCCGACGAGCCUCAGGACUUCUACACGCGGUCCAUAACCUUGCCGAAAGAGUUGUAUCGAAUGGAAGUGUUGUUUAAUCUGGGACGGGCGUUUCAUCAGAUGGGGCUGUUCCAUAUCGCUGCUAUGUAUUACUGGGCGGUGCUGAGGGAGUCAGAGGAAGCUGGACCGAUUCCGGGGUCAUUGAAAAGAGUUUGGCAGAUGUAUUCUCCUGAAAAGGCUGCGGCGUACAAUCUGUGCAUUCUGCUGAGUGGAUCGGGGUCGAAGGCGAUGGCUUUUCGGAUCCGCAGGAAAUAUCUGUGUUUUGAAUAG
Blastocystis hominis is the source of this 1821-nucleotide messenger RNA. RefSeq lists its product as hypothetical. Gene Ontology annotation, biological process: transcription by RNA polymerase III. NCBI's taxonomy places the organism in Eukaryota, Bigyra, Opalinata, Blastocystidae. Gene Ontology annotation, molecular function: protein binding. Gene Ontology annotation, cellular component: transcription factor TFIIIC complex. The transcript is spliced from 9 exons. The coding region runs from base 1 to 1821 and encodes 606 amino acids. The record is from RefSeq and is a predicted model, not a curated record.